This is a messenger RNA of Hemibagrus wyckioides, 1472 nucleotides long. RefSeq names its product beta-1,3-galactosyl-O-glycosyl-glycoprotein beta-1,6-N-acetylglucosaminyltransferase 7-like. The record is from RefSeq and is a predicted model, not a curated record. The coding region runs from base 175 to 1443 and encodes 422 amino acids. NCBI's taxonomy places the organism in Eukaryota, Metazoa, Chordata, Actinopteri, Siluriformes, Bagridae. Gene Ontology annotation, cellular component: membrane. The transcript has 4 exons. Gene Ontology annotation, molecular function: acetylglucosaminyltransferase activity.
AGACAAUCAGACAGCAGACAUGACUCUCCUCUGCUGAACGUGUGUCUUUAGCUGAGGUCAUCAGCUAGAAAGAAGACUUUCCUGGACAUCAGCGUUCUUUGAUGUUUAAACUUAUUUGAUAUCUUGAUAACUAAAAGGUGCUUGUACUUGGUCUGGUCGACUUGACGGUGAAUUAUGUUCCAGCUUGAGGGUACCAUAAGGAGAUUUCUUAUAUGCUUUGUUAUAAGCAUCAUUAUCAUCUUAGGCAUAUAUUUUGCUGGCAGAUUUAAUUAUGCUCCAAGGCAAAAGCUGCCUGUCUUGAGAUGCCGUCCAUUUCCUGAAAAAUGUAACAUUUUGCCACCUACCACUCCUUACACAAGAUGGGAAAGAACAGAAUGCCAGGAGCUGAACUUCAACAGUCCACUCGACUGCUACCACAUACACUCAGAGCAUCAUUUUAUUAUGGAGACCCUGAACAAAGAAGAGGAGGACUACCCUCUGGCCUUCAUCAUCACUAUCCACAAAGACCUGGAGAUGUUUGUGCGCCUGCUCAGAGCUAUCUAUGCACCACACAACAUCUACUGCAUUCACAUAGAUGCCAAAGCUCCGGAAAAUUACAGACUAAGUGUUGAGAGAUUGGUAGAGUGUUUUCCCAAUGUCUUUCUAGCCUCAGUUAGCGAGACAGUGACUUAUGGUGGUUUUUCUCGCCUGAAGGCUGAUAUUAAUUGCAUGGAGGACCUGGUGAGGUCUCCAGUCAAAUGGCGAAGGGUGAUAAACCUGUGUGGCCAGGAUUUUCCUGUCAAGAGUAACCUGGAGAUGGUCCGAUAUAUGCAACAGGAAGAAUGGAGAGAUAACAACAUGACUCCUGGGAUCAAACAGCCAGUGUACAUACGACACAGGACUGAAAUACAACACAAGGAAAUCACAGGUCGCUAUGUGGCCUCCUUAGGUAAAGACUACAAAAAGUCCCCUCCUCCACACAACCUGACAAUCUACUUUGGUACAGCCUACUACAGUCUACAUACAAUAUUUGUGUAUUACGUGCUCACCAGCUCAGUGGCCAAAGACCUGUUGGAGUGGUCAAAGGAUGCAUACAGCCCAGAUGAGCAUUACUGGGUAACCCUUAAUCAUGUGGAAGAUGCCCCUGGCAGCAAGAUAAACGCUGGCUGGGCGGGUAACAUUCGGGCUAUUAAAUGGAAAGACCAAGAAGGGACAGCACAUCAAGGCUGUAACGGAACUUACAUCAGGGAUGUCUGUGUCUACGAUGUUGAGGAUUUACCCUGGAUAAUUGAGAUGAACAGCAUGUUCGCAAACAAGUUUGACAGCUCUAAAUUUCCUGAAGCUCUGGACUGCCUAGAACAGUGGCACAGGCACAAAGUUUUACAGCAGGCAUCAGUGCCCAUUCAGUCAUCAUGGCAACUUGCAAGAGAAGUCAAUAUUAGUACUGCCACAAUAGCAGACUGAACGAAAAAAGGUUAGAGUUAAUACUUACA